Aspergillus puulaauensis is the source of this 435-nucleotide messenger RNA. RefSeq lists its product as uncharacterized. Bases 1 to 435 code for a protein of 144 amino acids. The transcript has 3 exons. The record is from RefSeq and is a predicted model, not a curated record. Lineage: Eukaryota; Fungi; Ascomycota; Eurotiomycetes; Eurotiales; Aspergillaceae. Gene Ontology annotation, molecular function: long-chain fatty acyl-CoA binding. Gene Ontology annotation, biological process: fatty acid metabolic process.
AUGGCCGUCGAAUCAUUCAACUCCGCCCUCGCCGCCGCGCAGUCCAAGGAGAAGUUCUCCGCCGCCGUGCAAACCGCCGCCGGAAAGGUCAACGCCGAUGCCUUGAAGGCCGCUGUCGAUGUUGUUCUCGCUGGUGGCGACGACGCCUCGGUCGCUGAUGCUGACCAGAGCGGAGCCCUCAAGUCCGGUUUCGAAUUCGCGACGGAGCUCGUCAAGGCCCUGCAGAAGGAGCCCGGGACUGAUGAUAAGCUGAAGUUGUAUGCGUUCUUCAAGCGGUCGAGGGAUGAGGAACCUGCUGAGCCUAGCUUCUACCAGAUCGAGAGCAAGUACAAGUACAACGCAUGGAAGGAAAUCAGCCAUAUCAGCCAGCAACGGGCCCAGGCUCUGUACAUCCAAAAGGUCAAUGAUCUUAUUGACUCGAUCGGUACCCAGUAA